GAUCCCCUCAGUACCGACCCCUGUCCCAUCGCUGCCAACCUUGCAGCGCCAAACCCGUCAUUUGACGUCGGCCACUCGAACAAGUAGCAUCUAAUGCGCCUUUUCUCGCAAUUCCCUAAAAUGCCCUCCAAAUUCCCCCCUCAUUAACUCCCAAAUCCCGUCAAAAUGGACAGCAAUUACGUCCAAAUCAAGGACAUGCGUCCAGGCCUGAAAAACAUAGCCGCAGUGUUUAUCGUGUUGGAGGUCGGACACCCCACUGUGACGAAAGAAAACCGCGAAGUUCGAACUUUCAAAGUGGCCGAUCAAACGGGGUGCAUUAACGCGAGUGUCUGGGACGAAGCGGGCCAACUGUUGGUCCCCGGAGACAUUGUGAGACUCACCAAAGGCUACCUCUCAAUCUGGCGCAACUGUCUUACCCUCUACACGUCCAAAGGGGGCGAUCUGCAGAAAAUCGGCGAGUUUUGCAUGGUUUUCAACGAACAGCUGAACAUGAGCGAGCCCAAUCAGGCGUUCCCGCAGGCGCCCCCAGCCUGCGGGCCCCCCAACAACCUCCCGUUGAACAACGGGACGAAUAAUGGGGCUGGGAGGAUAGGGCCCCCAGCGCCAGUUACUACCUCCUCGCCUUUGAUGAAUAAUACAGCGGGCCCUAUUAAGACAGCGCCAGCGACCAAUAGGGGCCCCCCGCAAGACAAUCAGAAGAGACAAAGGGGGUCCAGAGGUGGACAGCAUAGGAAUAGACAUAAUAGGGCUAAUUGAGCUGUGGACUUUUUCAUCAGGAUUAUUGUACUAAUUGUUGAUAAGUGUUUAAAAGGGACUUUUAUCAAGACGCGAUCAGUAUAGGAUUUAUUAACGUUUAUUUUGUUUGAUACAAGUCGUAUAUAAAUGUAAAUAUAUUAUAAUUAUAAGGAAUAUAAAAUCUGAUUUUU
Tribolium castaneum (red flour beetle) is the source of this 926-nucleotide messenger RNA. RefSeq lists its product as uncharacterized. Bases 166 to 756 code for a protein of 196 amino acids. The record is from RefSeq and is a predicted model, not a curated record. Gene Ontology annotation, cellular component: SOSS complex. Gene Ontology annotation, molecular function: DNA binding. The transcript has a single exon. Gene Ontology annotation, biological process: double-strand break repair via homologous recombination; mitotic cell cycle checkpoint signaling; response to ionizing radiation. NCBI's taxonomy places the organism in Eukaryota, Metazoa, Arthropoda, Insecta, Coleoptera, Tenebrionidae.